Messenger RNA from Lottia gigantea (owl limpet), 2376 nucleotides. RefSeq lists its product as hypothetical. Lineage: Eukaryota; Metazoa; Mollusca; Gastropoda; Lottiidae. The record is from RefSeq and is a predicted model, not a curated record. The coding region runs from base 41 to 589 and encodes 182 amino acids. The transcript is spliced from 4 exons. Gene Ontology annotation, cellular component: membrane.
AGGUGAGAUCUAAAGAGUGAAGGCAGCAAAAGAGUUCAAAAUGUCAACAACAUAUGAACAAACAACAGUCACGCAAUCAUCAUCAUCUGGUGUUGCUAGUAGUAUUAGACCAGAUGUUCUCUAUGUUAAAUCUAUACCUGGUAUCCUUAAAAUAGUAGAAAUGAUACUAUGUCUUAUAGUUUUGAUAUGUGCAUCUGUUGGUAUGUGGUGGUUAGGUGGUGGAGGAGGCUGGGUACAAUUUGUAGCAGCGUUGGCAUUUGUUGUUACAAUUAUAUUAUUUAUUUUUCAUUUUAUGCAUAUUAUUGAAAAAUUACCUGGUCCCUGGGUGCUUAUUGAAUUCAUCUUUUACAUUGUUAUCACCAUCAUGUGGUUGAUUGCUGCUAUUGUUGCUGCUGCUAGAAUAGGAGGACAUGGAUCUGUUAUUGCUACAGCUUUCUUUGCUUUUGCUGCCACAGCUGUGUAUGCGGUAGAUACUUUCUUUAUGUUUCGUGGAUGGAAGGGUGGUGUAACUACAACAACAUCAUCAUCAACUGCUGGUGGUACAACAACUACAACAACCACUCAAUAUGAAACUAGAACCCAAUAUUAGAACAUUUGGUAUGAUAGAUAUCAGCUCUGUGCCUCAUUAUAUAUCUGCCAACUACAAUUCUAUUUUUCUUCAUUUGUUUCAUUUGUUACAAAUUAAUUUAAUUAAAGUCUAACUUCUUAAACUGCUACUUGAUGAUGUUUUAAUUCCUGAAAUAAUGUUGUCAUUUUUGAAAAUCUGUAAUCAUAAAUCAAUUUAUCAUUAUCAAUAAGAAACUUUAGAGGAAAACAUGCAAAUUAAUGAAACUUCUUUGAUUGACCUACUUGGAGUUUAUGAUAUAUCUUGGCGUUAGACUGACUGUUUUAUCUAUAAUGAUGAUGUACUCUGUAGUUAAUAAAGUUAAUAAUUUUAGAAGUAGAAGAACUAUGUAUUGUAGUAAUGAUGAUAAAUUAGGGUAGUUAUCAUAGUUAGACAAUAUACUCUCUGAUCUCCAAUUGAUGUUACUAUUUCUAAGUCUUCAAAAUAUUUGGACUGUUUGUUAGAUAUUGCAGGAUUAUGUUGGUCAGUUUCAUCCAUUGCCAAACUUCAUUAAUUUUUAAUCUUUGUAUUUAACUUUUUUAAUAUGCUGGGUGUUUUAAUGUUGUUUUGAUAAAGGGACAUAACCUUGUGUAGCUUCAAGCUGGGUUGUUUUAUUUUUCUUUGUUGAUGUUUUUUAUUUUACCACUCAAUAUAAUUUUCUGAAAUGUUGAAUAGCUUGAAACACAGGGUUGAAGUAGGCUGAAAUUAACUUUGAUUAAAAGGAAAAUUGCAUAUGAUGUUCAAAACCAUGUGACAAUGCUUAGAUUGGGCCUAUAGGCCUACGGUACAGAAUUUGUGAAAAAGAUCAGUUUGAAAUCUUGCCAAUCAACCAUAGUGAUUUAGUAUUUUAAAGGAUACUACCUCUUGGACAUGGACAUAAAAUGUAAAGUGUCAAAUUUGAUCAACAAUCAGUUGGACUAGUCAAGUGCCACGACUAAAGAAUAAAAUAUCUAUACAAGACGAUGUUUUAUCCAUUAAUCAAAAUUAUUAUAGAAACACGAUUUUAUGUAUGUUUCAAAAUUGCUUAAUUUAAUGGAUUAUUACAUAGUUUCAUGGAUUUAUUGGAUUAUAAAGAGAUUCUGUUUAAUUAUGACAGGAGGUAAGUCCACUGAUGAACAAAGCCACUUUUUGGCCAGAUUUAACAAUUUCAAUUAUUUGGUCAUCCUUAAAGAUGGUAUGCCUUUAAUACAUGUAACUAAUGUUAUUUUAUAAUUGAUAGUUUUUAUAUCUUAGGGUCUGGUUGAAGUUUUUGUUUUUUUUUACGUGAUACUAUCUACAUACCUCUCUUAUGUUGAUAUAUUAACAUAUUAUUCCACUUUAUAAAUAGCAAUUACUUCAUAUCAAUAUAGAUAUACAUAUAUAUAUUCUUGUUCUAUUCAUAUCUGUAAAAUAAUUUAAUGCAAUUGGGCAUACAGUAGAAAUAAAAUGCUUAAGUUAUCUAUUUUUUUUAGUAGUCCAGUAUAAAGUGCCUUUAACGCUCUUCCUCUGAAUUAUACUCUGUGGAGAUGAGUGAAAUUGCACAAAUGUUUUGGUUUAUUAAUUAACAACACACUUUAUAAUUUCCUUUAUACUUGGAUGUAGAUCUCUUCUACUUUUGUUUUUUGUAACACUAGUUUUUUUAAAUUCUUAGAGCUUAUUAAUUUUAUUGCCCAGCAUUGAUCUGAUAUCUGAUUUUUGUUCAUUGCGUACAUUUUCUAUUUGUUUAUAUAUAUUCUACAUAAUCAAUGUUAUGUUUUAUUAUACUGUAAUAAAUACUAUUCCUAGAUAUAGAG